CCCCCCACCCGCCUCACAUUGAGCAGUUGCGUCAGGUUUAAGGCGGUUUGAGGCUCCUGGAAGUCCUUAAUUAUAGCCAAGUAUAUAAAGUGUAUACUUAAAACUUUCAAUUAUGAGUGAAAGUAGUAGGUAGCCUUUGCUUUAAACGUAAGCAGUGACUGUUUGCGUUUUUGUGUAUUGUUGUGUUAAGUGUUUUGUAAAUUAUUAGCUUCAAUUUUUGAGGUUAUUAGCUCGAGUUCAUACAUUCUCAUCAUGAAGUUCAUCAUUGCUAUUGGCGGAGUGACUAACGGGGGUAAGACGACGCUCACGAAUCGCCUGAUGAAGGUGUUGUCAAACUGUUGCGUUGUCCACCAGGAUGACUUCUUUAAGCCCCAGGACCAGAUUGCCAUAGGUGCGGAUGGAUUCAAGCAGUACGAUACCCUGGAGGCCCUGGACAUGGAGGCGAUGGUGGCGACAGUGCGUGCCUGGGUGGAAAACCCACGCAAGUUUGCGCUGUCGCACGGCGUGGAGGCCACGGGGACUGAGAUUGAGGACAAGGACACAGACUCCCGCCUGCACAUCCUCAUCGUCGAGGGCUUCCUCCUCUACACCUACCCGCCCCUUAUGGAUCUCCUUGACCAGAAGUUCUUCAUCAGCAUUCCUUACCAAGAGUGUAAAUUACGUCGCAGCACUCGCAACUACACUGUUCCGGACCCCCCGGGACUUUUUGACGCUCACGUGUGGCCCAUGUACCUGAAAAACCGCGCUCAGAUGAAUGUACUGGACGCCAAUAUUGUUCACUUGGACGGCAGAAGCUCCCGCGAGUCGCUCUUCACGGAGGUGUUCAACGCCGUGCAAGAGAGACUCAACACGUUGCUUUGAGGCACCGUGGGGUGGAUUCGUACGAAGAAGUGAUGGCCCAAAAACCCCGCAAAAACAAGCUUGCCGAAGAUUAUAUUGAUUUUAACACGAUACGGCCAUUGUCAUUGUUUCCGCGUUUUUAGUUUUGUGUUUUUACAUCAACGCCGGCUUUACGAUAAAGUUAUUGUUUUAAGUUAUGUUAGUACACACUUGAUAUAUUUUACAUUUGUCGCUGAAAUGUACGUUGUAAAUGCUUCGUUUUCAUCAGCCCAUGUUGCGUUGCUGUGUUCAUAAUUCCCCACUCUCACAGUAGGAAGGUUGUGAGGUGAAAUCUUUCGAGGGUCACAACUCAACCCCAUCAUGCCAGUAGGGGAGAUAAAAUGAAAACACCACUUGAGUGUGUCCUGUGGAUAAAACUUUUCCCUGCCAUAUGAAUGUGGAAUUACCACGACACUCUGGUCUGCCAACAGAGAGAUGAGUCGCAUCAUGCUUUGUACAAGUGGAAAAUGUUUGUAUAUAUAAAUGUUGAUGAAGUUAUGUUUUAAAGUGAAAGUCAUCCAAUCAAUGCCAUUGACUCUUGUUUUUGCUGAUCCCGAGUUAGGUCUGUAUACUAUACUUGGCACUGAAACCACCUCACUUAAGUCUAGUUUAAUUCUGCCAUAGGAAUGUGGAAUUGUCACCACUGGCACAGGAUCCCCAACCAAGAUGCAACGCCCCGCACUCGCUUGGGCAGGGAGACGAGACGCGUGUUUGCAUUGUGUGACCACGAGGGAUGAUUUCCCUGUUCAGAUGAAUUAAAAAAUAUAUAUUUAGAGUGACGUGGAAAAUGUGGCAUCACGGGAAGUGAAGUCGCUUCUAUGGCGUCACUUCUUACCAAAAGUUGCGUGACAUCUGUUUUGAUCAUCGCCGUUGCUUUUGCAAAAUUGUAAAACCAAUAAAUAACGUUUUUAUUGA
Petromyzon marinus (sea lamprey) is the source of this 1794-nucleotide messenger RNA. Its product is annotated as nicotinamide riboside kinase 2-like. The record is from RefSeq and is a predicted model, not a curated record. Lineage: Eukaryota; Metazoa; Chordata; Hyperoartia; Petromyzontiformes; Petromyzontidae.